AUGGAGAAGUACAAAACUUGGCUUCCGAGAAUCAUGGAGUUGGUAGGCCUUGAAUAUACUGGGUGGUUUGUCUAUCACUAUUUUCUCUUCAAGGUAUGCUUAUAUGCAACCAAAUGUGUUAAAGGCCUUCAAACUGCAAAUGGUGACCAAAAAAGGGAAGUUGAGAUCAUUGAGAAUGCUCUCAAGGCACCUACUUUUGCAAUAGCUUCAAAUGCUGGCGCAGACGGUGCAUUGGUUGUAGGCAAGCUCUUAGAGCAAGAUGAUUUGAAUCUAGGAUAUGAUGCAGCUAAAGGUGCGUACCAACACAUGGUGAAGGCUGGAAUUAUUGAUCCCGUGAAAGUAGUUAGAACAGCAUUGGUGGAUGCUGCCAGCGUCUCUUUGCUAUUCACGACAACUGAGGCUGCCAUUGUGGACCGUCAAGAGGAGAUAAACCCACUUGCAAACCGCAUGCCAAACAUGGGUGAUAUGCACUGAUGUAGGUAACACAG
Messenger RNA from Lycium ferocissimum, 488 nucleotides. Its product is annotated as chaperonin CPN60-like 2, mitochondrial. Gene Ontology annotation, biological process: protein refolding. Gene Ontology annotation, molecular function: ATP binding; ATP-dependent protein folding chaperone. The coding region runs from base 1 to 474 and encodes 157 amino acids. Lineage: Eukaryota; Viridiplantae; Streptophyta; Magnoliopsida; Solanales; Solanaceae. The transcript is spliced from 5 exons. The record is from RefSeq and is a predicted model, not a curated record. Gene Ontology annotation, cellular component: cytosol; mitochondrion.